This is a messenger RNA of Elephantulus edwardii (Cape elephant shrew), 636 nucleotides long. RefSeq names its product claudin 7 (gene CLDN7). The transcript has 4 exons. The record is from RefSeq and is a predicted model, not a curated record. Lineage: Eukaryota; Metazoa; Chordata; Mammalia; Macroscelidea; Macroscelididae. Gene Ontology annotation, biological process: bicellular tight junction assembly; cell adhesion. Gene Ontology annotation, molecular function: structural molecule activity. The coding region runs from base 1 to 636 and encodes 211 amino acids. Gene Ontology annotation, cellular component: plasma membrane; bicellular tight junction.
AUGGCCAACUCAGGCCUACAACUGCUGGGCUUCUCCUUGGCUCUGCUGGGCUGGGUGGGUCUGGUGGCGUGCACCGCCAUCCCACAGUGGCAGAUGAGCUCGUACGCGGGGGACAACAUCAUCACGGCCCAGGCCAUGUACAAGGGACUGUGGAUGGACUGCGUUACUCAGAGCACCGGGGUCAUCAGCUGCAAAAUGUAUGACUCUGUGCUCGCUCUGCCAGCGGCCUUGCAGGCCACCAGGGCUCUAAUGGUGGUGUCGCUGGUGUUGAGCUUCUUGGCCAUGUUCGUGGCUUCCAUGGGCAUGAAGUGCACGCGCUGUGGUGGAGACGACAAAGUGAAGAAGGCCCGAAUAGCCAUGACCGGAGGCAUCAUUUUCAUUGUAGCAGGCCUAGCUGCCUUGGUAGCUUGCUCUUGGUACGGCCAUCAGAUUGUCACGGACUUUUAUAACCCUUUGGUCCCCAUGAAUAAUAAGUAUGAGUUUGGUUCUGCUAUCUUUAUUGGCUGGGCAGGGUCUGCCCUGGUCCUCCUGGGAGGCUCACUGCUCUCUUGCUCCUGUCCCAGCAGUGAGAGCAAAAGUAGCUACAGGUCACCCCGCUCCUACCCUAAACCCAGCUCUGCCAAAGAGUAUGUGUGA